Boleophthalmus pectinirostris (great blue-spotted mudskipper) is the source of this 771-nucleotide messenger RNA. Its product is annotated as insulin-like growth factor-binding protein 4. Gene Ontology annotation, biological process: regulation of insulin-like growth factor receptor signaling pathway. NCBI's taxonomy places the organism in Eukaryota, Metazoa, Chordata, Actinopteri, Gobiiformes, Gobiidae. Gene Ontology annotation, cellular component: extracellular region. Bases 1 to 771 code for a protein of 256 amino acids. The transcript has 4 exons. The record is from RefSeq and is a predicted model, not a curated record. Gene Ontology annotation, molecular function: insulin-like growth factor I binding; insulin-like growth factor II binding.
AUGAUGCGUGGAGCUCCGUCCUGCUGGAGCUUAGGAGCGCUGUGGCUUACGCUGUCCCUGGCCGCUCUGGGCUUUUCGGACCAAGCUAUCCGCUGUCCCAUCUGCACAGAAGAGAAACUAGCCACCUGUCGCCUGCCAGAUGGGUGCGAGGAGACGGUGAGGGAGCCUGGGUGCGGGUGCUGCCCCACCUGUGCCCUGCCCAAAGGGGCGUUCUGUGGGGUGUACUCUCCCCGCUGUGGCACAGGGCUCCGCUGUUACCCGCCUCGAGGAGUGGAGAGACCACUGCACUUGCUCAUGCACGGUCAGGGGGUGUGCACGGACGAGAGGGAGCUGGAGGACAACUCAGCUUUGGAACGGCAAGAGGAGAUCAUCCCUGAGCAUCCAAACAACAGUAAUAUCCGCUGUAGCCCUCAAGACAAACGCUGCAUACAGAAGACCCUCGCUCGGCACCCGUCUAAACCCACAAACCAGAGGAACAUGGGCAGAGAGGAGGCCAAGGCUGCACUGGCUCCUUGUCGUGCUGAGCUGCAGAGGGCGCUAGACCGACUGGCCUCGAACUCUCGUACCCAUGACGACCUGUUCACCAUCCCCAUCCCAAAUUGCGACAAGAAUGGAGACUUUCACACCAAACAGUGCCACCCUGCUCGCGAUGGCCAGAGAGGAAAGUGCUGGUGUGUGAACCCCAAAACCGGCCUCAGGAUCCCGGGACCCCUGGAGCUUCGGGGAGACUUGGACUGCCACCAACUUGUGUCGGCUACACUGAGGGAUUGA